Messenger RNA from Parasteatoda tepidariorum (common house spider), 3507 nucleotides. Lineage: Eukaryota; Metazoa; Arthropoda; Arachnida; Araneae; Theridiidae. The record is from RefSeq and is a predicted model, not a curated record.
AUGGCUAAGCCUAUGGACAUCAUAAAUAGAUCACGAACUUCAGAAGAGUCGUUAUUGGGGUGGAUAGCUUGCGGUAAACUUAAAGAAAGCGAAAUUACUCAGGAAAGAUAUUGUUUUCUAACUAAAAAUGAUUCGUUACAAGAUACACUAAAACUGUUUUUUGAUUUGGAGGGGCUUGGGAUUAAAGACGAUCCAAUUUUACAAGAGAAUGAUCAGGCCAUGAAAAUAUUUAAUGAAACUGUUGAAUUCAAAGACGGUCGUUACAUAGUGCAACUUCCAUUUAGAAAAGACUAUAAUGAACUUGCUGAUAAUUAUUCUUUAGCGAAACAACGUUUCCGAAGCUUAUGGAAAAGAUUUACGCAUGACCCGGAUCUCUAUGAUAGAUACCGUGAAAUUAUACAGGAUUAUACAAGUCAAGGCAUUAUAGAAAUAGUUAAACCUGAUAGUAUACAGGAUGAAUGUGAAAGACCUAUAUUUUAUUUACCCCAUAUGGCCGUUAAAAAAGAAAGUUUAACAACAUCGUUAAGAAUUGUGUUUGACGCUGCGGCGCACGAGGUCAAUGAACUCUCUCUCAAUGACUGUUUGUGGCCAGGGCCCAAUUUAAACCCCAAUCUUUUGGAUGUACUUAUUGAAUUUAGACUCAACCGAACAGCUUUCUGUUCUGAUGUGAAGCAGGCUUUCCUUCAAAUAGGUCUUGCUGAGGUACACAAAGACGCAGUAAGAUUCUUUUGGAGCAAUGAUGAACCAAGUGUUUCUAAAGAUCCCAAAUUAAUUAUCUUCCAUUUUAAUAGAGUGAACUUUGGAGUUAACUCAAGUCCAUUUCUACUCGCUGCUACUAUCAGGCACCAUAUCAAAAAAUAUGAAAAUGAUCUUCCUGUUAUCGUUCAACUUCUAGAUAGAAAUCUUUAUGUGGAUGAUUUUAUUUCCGGUAGCAAUGAUUUUGAUGAAGCAUUAGAAAUAUCUAGAGAUGCAAAUAAAAUAAUAGAAGCUGCUGGAAUGACUCUAAGGAAGUGGAUAACUAAUGAUGCUGAUUUGAUGGAGCAGUGGAAGAAUGAGGGACUAGAUACUCAUCCUGCAAACGCUAGUGUUAGUCUGGGCUCCAAUCAGACUAAAGUGUUGGGACUUUUAUGGAACACCAGUGAAGAUUAUUUUUCUGUAGAUACCAGAAGUCUCCUAAAAUUCGUCUCCUCAAGCAAAAGUACAAAACGUUCGAUACUCCAGGCUAUAGGGAAGAUAUUUGACCCUUUAGGGUUAAUUUCAUGCUUCACCAUACGAAUGAAAUGUCUGAUCCAAGAACUGUGGAGUGAAAAAAUUCCUUGGGAUGAAUCCUUGCCACCGAAAAUAGAGAAAGAGUGGAUAAAAUGGUGUGAAGAGAUACCUUUUUUGGAAAAUCUUAAGAUACCUAGACUGGUUCUUAAUUCUAUAUCCAAAGAGGAUAUCGUCGAGAUUCAUAGUUUUUGUGACGCCAGUAAGAACGCAUACGGUGCUACAGUAUAUUUGAAAGUUUACACACCAAAUGGACCGAUUGUUAGACUUUUGACUUCUAAAAGCCGAGUAGCUCCUUUGAAUAGUGUGACUCUGCCUAGACUGGAAUUGCUGGGAGCUCUAGUUGCAGCUCGCUUGACAUCCAAAGUGAAAAAGAUUGUGAAUCUGAAAAGGUCUUCAAUUGCAUAUCAUUGGACUGACUCUAAAAUUGCGCUCUACUGGAUAAAGGGAAAGACAACUCGUUGGAAACAAUUCGUUGCUAAUCGAGUUAAAGAAAUAGCCACUUUGACAGAUCCAAACUCCUGGCACCAUUGUGCAGGUACAGAUAAUCCUGCAGAUAUUCUCUCUCGUGGAAUUAGUGCUGAAUGUUUGGUUGAUAGUUCCAGGUGGUGGACAGGUGCUGAAUUUUUGAUGGAAUCUGAUUUUCAAGAAACUUUAGAACAAUCAUUUCCUGAUAUAGAAUCCCUUGCAGAAGGUGAAAAAGAAACAAUUCUCCGAGAAGCAAAAACUGUUUCCUCAACCGAGAGUACGGAAGAGACUGUUUUGCUAACUGAUGAUUCACAGACCCUGAUUGAUAAACUUUUAGAACUCUCAAAUAAUUAUUAUAAAAUUAAUCAUAUUUUAUGUUAUAUUUGCAGAUUUCUUCAUAAUUGUAAACAUAAGGAUAAGAAAAUGGGACCCUUGACAGUUGACGAGGUAAAGUAUUCUGAAAGUAUCCUGAUUAAGCAUUCUCAGAAGACACUGGUAAAUAAGAACAAUUUUUCUCGCAAUAUUUCUAGCUUAAAUCCCUUUGUAGAUGGGGACGGUUUAAUACGAGUAGGUGGAAGGCUCGAUAAUGCUUCAGUACCCUUUGAUCAAAAGCAUCAGAUAAUCUUACCGAAAAAGUCCAAAUUAAGUAAAAUUUACUUCGAUAGUUUACACAGGAAAUUACUUCAUAUUGGCCCUCAAGGUUUGUUAAGUGCAGUUAGGCUAAAAUUUUGGCCUUUAGGAGGUCGUAAUCUUGCACGUCAAACUGUACAUCAAUGUGUAACAUGUUUCAAAUCUAAGCCCUUCCUUUCCACUCAAAUUAUGGGUAAUUUACCAAGUGAAAGAGUCAACAUGUCACCCCCAUUUUCCGUCACAGGUGUAGACCUGUGCGGCCCUUUUGCUGUUAAAUAUAAACAUCAACGUAAGGGUACUCUCAACAAAGUAUAUAUUUGUAUUUUUAUUUGUUUUUCUACAAAAGCCAUCCAUCUUGAACAGCUGACUGAUUUGACUUCCGAUUCGAUGAUUGCCACAUUGAAACGAUUUACGAGUAGACGCGGAAAAUGCUCCAAAAUCUAUACUGAUAAUGCCACUAAUUUUGUUGGAGCUAAUUCUCAAUUAAAAAAGUUUUAUGGAUUAAUUAAUUUUCCAGAUCAGAUUUUGGCUAAUUAUUUUACCUCUGAAGGCAUAGAAUGGAAUUUUAUUCCACCAAAAUCACCCCAUUUUGGUGGUCUUUGGGAGGCGGGUGUAAAAUCAGUAAAACAUCAUCUUAAAAGAGCAGUUGGAAAAUUUCAUUUCACUUACGAAGAGAUGGAAACAAUAGUUAUUCAAAUCGAAGGAAUUCUGAAUAGUCGCCCCCUUUGCCCCUUAAGCGGUGAUAAUGACAGUUUUGAUGUUUUAACACCAGGUCAUUUCCUAAUAGGGAGGCCUAUAACAUCAAUUGUCGAACCAAAUUUAACUGAUCUCAAUGAUAAUCGUCUAAGUCGGUGGCAGAAAACUACAAAAGUUGUACAACUUAUAUGGGAAAAAUGGAAGUCGGAUUACUUAAAUACAUUACAAGCUAGAUCAAAAUGGAUGGUAACAAAAAAUGAUUUAAAGAUAGGACAGAUGGUACUUGUAAAAGAAGAUUUCUUGCCUUUAAAUACCUGGAUUUUAGGCCGAAUAAUUUAUGUUUAUCAUGGUUCGGAUAAUAAAGUGCGUGUAGUAAAAAUUCGCACAAAAUCUGGGGUAUUUAAAAGAGCUGUUUCUAAAAUAGCUGUCUUGCCUAUCGAUACGUAA